AUGUUGAAGACCGAGCGCACGUUGAACGGACACAAGGUUCAAAAUGGGUCUGACCUUCACACGGCACUUCGACAGGACGAGCAGCACGUCAAGCCGGAGGAUUUAGCCAAUGCGUUGAAGGACUUGGGAAUCGGCCUCACAGAUGCUCAAACUGAGUACUUCAUCCUCUCAAUGGACCUACAUGAGGAUGGCGGUAUCACGCAAGACGAGUUGCUCAAGGCAAGCAUGCCCGUCACAGCUCUGAGCAUCAAGAGGGGUGCGAUGCAGCUUAUUGACGUGCAGAAGCCGUUUCAGCUGCCGCUUGCAUCUUUGCAUGCUGAGAGGCUGCAAGUGCCUUGGAAGGAUGUUAACGCUGAAGUUAAAACUUUGGUCGUGCUGCUGAUCCACAUUGAGGUGCUGUUGUACCAGCGCGUGCUGGCAGUGCUGGCGGCAUGCGGAAGCGAUGCUUCCGGCCUGGACCGAUUCUGCGGCUCUUGGCGGCAGGGGGCAGAUCGUAAGGAAAGUCACGACAGUGGGGAAGGCCAGCUCAGGGCGAGCAUCGACAAAUCACGGGUGAUCAUGGGUGACUCAUCUCCCCAGGAGCUCUUCCUCGUUCUGGAUAAUCUGGUGAUUCGACUUCACUUUGGAAUGAGCGGUGGUGCAGACUUUCUGUGUGACUCGACAACGAUAACUUUCGGCCUGUCUGCAGGAGUCGAGUUUGAGUUCUCGAAUGGGCCUUUCGACAUUCUCAAUCCCAGUUUCGACUGGGAGGGUGCCAUCAAGCGACUAAAAGAGGCCGCCGCGGACCGGAAAGUCUGCGACUUGGUCAUGGAUCAGCUUCUUCUUCCUGGAGUUGGAAACGUGAUCAAGGUGGAGGGCCUUUUCACAGCAAGGAUACAUCCUCUCACUCCGGGCAAUGCGCUUAAAGACAGCUCCUGGUGGGCUCUCCUGCGUGGCCUGCGUGACUGUGCACUGAAAUGGUACUCUGCGCUCAAAGGACCGUGA
Messenger RNA from Symbiodinium sp. CCMP2592, 984 nucleotides. The record is from the annotation of a GenBank genome assembly. NCBI's taxonomy places the organism in Eukaryota, Dinophyceae, Suessiales, Symbiodiniaceae.